This is a messenger RNA of Syngnathoides biaculeatus (alligator pipefish), 2423 nucleotides long. It is a transcript of the gene stub1, whose product is annotated as STIP1 homology and U-Box containing protein 1. NCBI's taxonomy places the organism in Eukaryota, Metazoa, Chordata, Actinopteri, Syngnathiformes, Syngnathidae. The transcript is spliced from 8 exons. The record is from RefSeq and is a predicted model, not a curated record. Gene Ontology annotation, cellular component: Z disc; cytoplasm. The coding region runs from base 257 to 1111 and encodes 284 amino acids. Gene Ontology annotation, molecular function: ubiquitin protein ligase activity; protein-folding chaperone binding. Gene Ontology annotation, biological process: protein polyubiquitination; protein quality control for misfolded or incompletely synthesized proteins; cellular response to misfolded protein.
UCCACGUAACGCGUGACGUCAGCAUAACAACAACUUGUCAUGAUAGCUCACGAGAGAGAAAUUUAAUCCAGCAACAUUUCAUAGCCGACCAAAAUUUAAAAAAAAAAACACUUUGGAUGUGAGACGUCUUUUGAAAGUGUUGCAGAUCCAGGCGGGGACGGGGCGUUCUUGAGUCUUGUCGGUCGAGCCAGCCGAAGAGACGGGGAACAGGAUCGGGAAGCAGGGCGAGGCGGGCCCCGCGGAGCCGGUGGAGAAGAUGGCCGGCAGCCCGGAGAAGAGUUCCACCGCGCAGGAGCUGAAGGAGCAGGGGAACCGCCUGUUCCUCUGCCGCAAGUACCAGGAGGCUGCGACCUGCUACAGCAAAGCCAUUAACCGCAACCCCUCCGUUGCGGUGUACUACACCAACCGGGCCCUGUGCCACGUGAAGCUGCAGCAGCACGACAAGGCCCUGGCGGACUGCAAGCACGCCCUGGAACUGGACACGCAGUCAGUCAAGGCCCACUUCUUCCUGGGCCAGUGUCACCUGGAGCUGGAGAACUACGACGAAGCCAUCGGAAACCUGCAGAAAGCAUACAAUCUAGCAAAAGAACAGCGACUGAAUUUCGGGGACGACAUCCCCGGCGCCUUGCGCAUGGCCAAGAAGAAGCGUUGGAACAGCAUCGAGGAGAAGCGCAUCAACCAGGAGAACGAGCUGCACGCCUACCUAAGCAAACUCAUCCUCGCAGAGAAGGAGAGGCAACUUGAAGACUACAAGGAAAAGCAGGAUGACGAUCACAUUGGCGGCGACGCGGCCAAGAUUGCGUCCAAACACGACAAGUACUUAAUGGACAUGGAUGAGCUCUUCUCUCAAGUGGAUGAGAAAAGAAAAAAACGUGAGAUUCCAGACUACCUGUGCGGCAAGAUCAGUUUUGAGCUGAUGAGAGAGCCGUGCAUCACCCCCAGCGGGAUCACCUACGACCGCAAAGACAUCGAAGAGCACCUCCAGCGAGUGGGCCAUUUCGACCCGGUCACUCGAAGCCCGCUGACCCAGGACCAGCUGAUCCCCAACUUGGCCAUGAAGGAAGUGAUCGAUGCCUUUAUCCAGGAGAACGGAUGGGUGGAGGACUACUAGACACAUCUGCUGUCUCUCUCUCUCUCUCUCCUCUCUCUCUCUCUCUCUCUCUCUCUCUCUCUCUCUCUCUGUCCUCCUCGAGUCAACGUGACACUGUAGAGAAGACGCCCGGACACGAACAAGAACCGCUGCGGGCCUCGUGGCCCGUCCCGUUCUCUUAACAUUUCAAACCUGUGAGGCUGUGUGUUUGUGGCCUGCUACACCCUUUAAACGCCACCCCCCCCACUCACUUGUCUUGUCUUGCCUCAACACGGGGGGGGGGGAGGAGGAGGUCCUUUUUCCUCUUCUCAUUUCUCGCUCCAAUGCGACAAUCCAAGGUAAGCGUCGAUAAAAUGCUCUCGCGUCCGUUAAAAAUGACUGCCAAAAGAGAGCCAAUCGGAUUUCUUCAUUGUUCACAUUUUCUGACCUGAAAUGGUAUUCAUGCCAAAAAAAAAAAAAAAAAAUGGUUUUCAUGAUGUGUGACCACUUUGUAUGCAAGUUUACACAAUUACAGUGCGGGGUUGAGGGAAAAAAACCCACGAUUCUUACAGGUUCAUCUGUGUUUUCAGUUGUCAGCUCCACCUCUAGGUGGCGCCACAAUCCCUCCGCCCCGCUGUGUGAUUUGCCAUUUUUAGUGACUAGUUUUUCCUGCGCUGCUCACGGAAUAAGCGGUUUGAGCAUUUCUUCUAUAUCCUUGCUAUCCAUCCGGAUUCAGGUUCAUGUCCUAGCGAGUCACGCCGCUUGUCCUCACUAGUGAAACAAUCCAAAUACACUACAAGGUCAUCGGCUAACUGCUCAAACGGCUUGCCGUAAAGCCUUUUGAGCAAUUAGUGCACUCCGAGACAUUUGUGCACUACUAGUACUACUACCUAAUUUUAGAUAACUAGUGUUUUAUGACAUUUGUAGUACUAGUAUUGUGCAGUUGUCAACUUAUGCAUAGUUUUUGCAUCGCUAGUAACAUGGUGGUUCUACUAGUAUGCCAUAGUUGUCCUUUUCAGUGAGGACGGAGCAUAGUAGUACUUGAACCUUGAGAUGGGUAUCAAUAUACUGAUAGGCAGUCUGAGCCUUUUGCGGUGCACUAGUAUCAUAGCAGAUAAAUGCUCAAGCAGCUUUAUGGGAAGCGGUUUGAGCGUUGAUCCCAAAAAAAAAAAAAAAAACGUGCUGUACGAGUACGUGGACUUUAAGAUGGGUCUCCGGGAUAUUGAUUAAAGGAUCGAAGGACUUGCAAUACACUCAAGUACAGACAAUUGAGAAGAGACGAAUGUAUGCAGUAUAUGCUGUUUGGUUUUGAGCUGAAACUUGUUUUAUUUUGUUGUUGUUUUUUUUUUUUUUU